Molecule: messenger RNA, 400 nt
Organism: Colias croceus (clouded yellow)
Lineage: Eukaryota; Metazoa; Arthropoda; Insecta; Lepidoptera; Pieridae
Gene: Rpb12
Product: DNA-directed RNA polymerases I, II, and III subunit RPABC4
Exons: 3
Coding region: 110-286 (58 amino acids)
Biological process (GO): DNA-templated transcription
Cellular component (GO): RNA polymerase II, core complex; RNA polymerase I complex; RNA polymerase III complex
Molecular function (GO): DNA-directed RNA polymerase activity; zinc ion binding; DNA binding
Source: RefSeq, a predicted model, not a curated record
GACAUUUCGCGGUUAUAAUAAUUUUAUUGUGUGUGCUGUGGUGUGUGCUUUCUGAUUUGUAUUUCGCACAUCAAUUUUCACGAUUUAUUAAAUUUAUUAACUAUUUAUAAUGGCGGAUACCAAUAAGGAAACUUCCGCAACUAAGGCCCCCAUGAUAUACGUCUGUGGAGAAUGCCACAGAGAAAACGAAAUCAAACCAAGAGAUCCAAUCAGAUGUCGAGAAUGUGGUUACCGAAUUAUGUAUAAGAAAAGAACGAAAAGAUUGGUUGUAUUUGAUGCGCGAUGAAGAGGACAAUAAAUAAGUAGAGGUUAAAUAUAAUUUUACAUUUACUUUAAUCUUACCUUUAUAAAAUAUCCAUUCAUUAAAUGUAUAAUAAACAAUAAAUGGGUAAAUAUUUGA